This is a messenger RNA of Phalaenopsis equestris, 1450 nucleotides long. Its product is annotated as probable chromo domain-containing protein LHP1. Gene Ontology annotation, cellular component: nucleus. The coding region runs from base 47 to 1165 and encodes 372 amino acids. Gene Ontology annotation, biological process: heterochromatin formation. The transcript is spliced from 2 exons. NCBI's taxonomy places the organism in Eukaryota, Viridiplantae, Streptophyta, Magnoliopsida, Asparagales, Orchidaceae. The record is from RefSeq and is a predicted model, not a curated record.
GUGCAGUAAAAUUCACUCCGUCAUAAGCCAAGCUCCUCCCCGAACAAUGAAAGGCGGCCGGAAGAAAAUCGAUACUCCGCCGCCCUCCGACGAACAAGCUGCGGCCGGCGGCGAUGAUGCCGUUCCCUCUUCGGAACCACAAGGAGCCGCUCUUGAAGAAAAAGCAGCAACUUUGGAAGAAAAGGCAGCAGCUUUGGAAGAAAAAGAAGAAGAGGAGGAGGAGGAAGUGGAAGCAGAAAUCGCCGAUGAAGAAGGGGUUUCAGAGAAAGAUCGACAAGACGAAGCUCCCCGAGAAGGCGAGCCUACAAAGCUCGAAGAAGGUUUUUACGAGAUCGAAGAUAUUCGCAAGAAGCGUAUUCGAAAGGGCGAAGUCCAAUAUCUCAUCAAAUGGCGUGGAUGGCCGGAAACUGCCAAUACAUGGGAGCCAAUCGAGAAUCUUAAGUCCUGCGCGGAUUUCAUUGAGGUUUUUGAGGAGAGAUCACCAUCUCGAGGCCGAAAGAGAAAAAGGAAGCACAGUGGACUCAAUAAUGCGUUUAUCAAGAGGAAACCGCGUUCUGUAAGGAACGAAGAGGCGUCUCCUUCUAUUGAGAAUGAGCUUAGAAAAGAGAAGCAGAUUGUUGACGAGGUUGAGGCAAAUGGAUCUCAUGAAGCUGAUGAGAAGAAGAAGGAGAGUGACAAGGAGGCAGGGCAUAUUUCAAUCCAGCUCAAUGUGCCUGCUGUGGAGGAAGAAGGAUCCAUGGAGGAUGGGGCCUCAAAAGUUGAGUUUUGCCAUCCUGUUGGAUCAAAGAAGAGGAAGUCUGGUUCUGUGAGAAGGUUCAAGCAGAAUUCUGUUCAUUGUCAACAGGAUGAAGCUCAUAAUGUAGUUAUUGCAGGAGAAAAGCUGGGGAAUGAAGGUGCCGAUUCAAAUGAGAAUGAGGAGGAGAUUGGAAACAAGACAAAAAAGCUUGAUGAUUCAAUGAAUCCACAUACCAUUACCAAGAUUCUGAAGGCUGUGCGUUACCAUGCUUCUGUUACUGAUAAUGUUCAGCAAGUUUCCAUUAUUUUUACUGCAUUGAGGUCUGAUGGACAGGAAGUUCUUGUGGAUAACAAGGACUUGAAGCUCAGUAAUCCAUUGCUUUUGAUAAGCUAUUAUGAGCAGCAUCUGCGUUAUAGUCCUCUUUCAUGAGUUGCAGAGCUGAAAUAAGCUAAUUUUCAACUUGAUUGAAUCCAAACUUAUUGAUUUUUUCAUCUCUCAAUUCAAGUUUGCAAAUUGGCUGGUGGAGGUAGAUGGUUCUGUUGUGUUUCUGCUGACCUUUUUGAAGGAAUUCAUGUUGCAGAAUUGGUAAUUUGGAGUGAUUUAUAUGGUUUAGAGAGGUUUUGAAGUCUGAUGUUAUGUGUGACAGUAAUGCAGUUAGUUAUCUUGACUUGAAUACUAACAAGGUGAUGAAGUCUUAUUUUGAUUUAUGGUACA